AACAUGGUGCCCGCUUAAUGCAGCAAGAAGCAUCCAAGAAAGGCCCAGGAAAACUGACUAUGGACCAGAGGUCAAGCACUAUCUCACAGAGCUCUCUUACCUGCCCAGGCUAUUUCAGUAAUGAUGUAACUACAGAGACACUUCCUGUGGCAGAGAAAAGAGGUAGUGAGCUGCUGUUUCAGGAUGUGAGGGCCUGCGGGAGUGAAGCAGGGCUCUUUCAGUUGCCGGCCUACCACCUGCCUGCUGCUGUUCAAGCUCUGGUCGGCGCUGCCCACAGUCCCCAUGGUGGGCACUCCCCGCGACGGGGACCUGUGAACAGCGACGACGGCAUGCCAGGGAAGCCCAAGCACCUGGGUGUCCCCAACGGGCGCAUGGUUCUGGCUGUCUCAGAUGGAGAGCUGAGCAGCACGGCGGGCUCCCAGGGCCAGAGUGAAGGCCGAGGCAGCUCCCUCAGCAUCCACAGCCUCCCCAGUGGCCCCAGCGGCCCCUUCCCUACUGAGGACCAGCCCGUGGCCAGCUGGGCCCUGUCCUUUGAGCGGUUGCUACAGGACCCCCUGGGCCUGGCUUACUUCACCGAGUUCCUGAAGAAGGAGUUCAGCGCUGAGAAUGUGACUUUCUGGAAGGCCUGUGAGCGCUUCCAGCAGAUCCCGGCUAGUGACACCAAACAGCUAGCUCAGGAGGCCCGCAACAUCUACCAAGAAUUCUUGUCCAGUCAGGCACUGAGCCCCGUGAACAUUGACAGACAGGCCUGGCUCGGGGAGGAAGUGCUGGCUGAACCCCGGCCAGAUAUGUUCCGGGCACAGCAGCUUCAGAUCUUCAACUUGAUGAAGUUCGACAGCUACGCGCGCUUUGUCAAGUCUCCACUGUACCGCGAGUGCCUCCUGGCCGAGGCCGAAGGGCGCCCCCUGCGGGAGCCUGGCUCUUCGCACUUGGGCAGCCCCGAAGCCAGCAGGAAGAAGCCGAAGCUGAAGCCCGGGAAGUCGCUGCCGCUGGGCGUGGAGGAGUUGGGACAGCUGCCUUCAACUGAGGGUCCUGGGGGUCGCCAGCUCCGCAAGUCCUUCCGCAGGGAACUGGCGGUGGGUGCUCCCAACUUGCGCAGAGAGUCCCAGGGCUCCCUCAACUCGUCUGCCAGUCUGGACCUAGGCUUCCUUGCCUUCGUCAGCAGCAAAUCUGAGAGCCACCGGAAGAGCCUUGGGAGCUCAGAGGGUGACAGUGAAAACCAGUUGGGAAAGUACUGCUGUGUGUACCUGCCCGAUGGCACAGCCUCCUUGGCCCUCGCCCGACCCGGCCUCACCAUCCGUGCCAUGCUGGCAGGCAUCUGUGAGAAACGAGGCCUCUCUCUACCUGAUGUCAAAGUCUAUCUGGUGGGCAAUGAGCAGAAGCCUCUGGUUCUGGAUCAGGACUGCACAGUGCUGGCCGACAAGGAAGUGCGGCUGGAGACCAGGAUCACCUUUGAGCUGGAGUUGGCAGACCAUGUGGUGCGGAUCUCCACCAAGCCCACCAAGCGGCUGCAGGAGGCACUGCAGCCUGUCCUGGCGAAGCACGGCCUGAGUCCUCAGCAGGUGUCACUCCACAAGCCAGGGGAGAAGCAGCUGCUGGAUCUGGAGAAGCUCGUGAGCUCCGUGGCUGCCCAGAGACUGGUUUUGGACACCCUCCCAGGUGUGAAGAUCCCUGAAGUGAGCCACACAUCCCCCUGCCGCAGCCAGGGUGACCCACCUAGAACCCAGAACAAGGCAGCCCACCCUUCUCUACCACCCCUCAACUCGCUGGCCGAGGCGUCCAGUAGUGUCACUGGGAAGCGGCAGACAUGUGACAUUGAAGGCCUGGUGGAGCUGCUGAACCGGGUACAGAGCAGUGGGGCCCAUGACCAGAGAGGCCUUCUGCGCAAAGAGGACCUGGUGCUUCCAGAAUUUUUGCAGCUGCCUGCUCAAGGGCCCAGCUCCCAGGAAGCCCCACCACAGACUGAAUCAGCGGCCCAGCCCAAAGGACACUCCUCGGACUCCACCGCCCACUCAGCCCUCUGACUGUUGCCCAACAGUCCAGGCCCGCUGCAUGGCACCUCAUGGGCCAAGCAUGCCGUGGGCCCGCUCUGCAUGCCCUGUUUGUGCCAUGAAUGUCCCUGGCCCCUUCCUGCCACGGGCAGGCCCGAGGGCAGGGCUGGGAUGGCUGGGGAGGUGGUUCAGCUGCCACCGCGUGGUCUCUCACGGGCCCCCCACCACCCCUUAUUGCCAGCCCACUGCGGGGAGGUGGAUCUAGUCCCCACACAGGCAUGCUCAACAGAAAGGGGUGGCGUUGGCAGUGCCAGCCUCCCCUCCUGGUGCCGAGCCUCAGCGGGGAGCAGGAGGAGGGGCUGGCCCUUCCUCAGGGAGCUGGUAUGAGUGCAGCUGGGGUGCAGGCAGGUGGGCAGCCCCUCCCUCUACCUACGUCGACUCUACUGUACAUACGGAUUUUGCGGUUGGCUUGGGGCAGCUGGGUUUGUCCUGGA
Molecule: messenger RNA, 2485 nt
Organism: Condylura cristata (star-nosed mole)
Lineage: Eukaryota; Metazoa; Chordata; Mammalia; Eulipotyphla; Talpidae
Gene: RGS14
Product: regulator of G-protein signaling 14
Exons: 16
Coding region: 18-2024 (668 amino acids)
Biological process (GO): regulation of G protein-coupled receptor signaling pathway; signal transduction
Molecular function (GO): microtubule binding; G-protein alpha-subunit binding; GTPase activator activity
Source: RefSeq, a predicted model, not a curated record